ACGAAGUUCCAAGCAGACGACGGGACGGGUUAAUGUUCACAAUCCGACAUCCGACGGGACGACCAGUUGUGUUUUGUACGUCGCGUCGGAAAUACACAAGCACAGGACGGGACGGGCCACGAGGCAUAGAUCUGAAAAUGGCAUCCGGAGUGCAUGCUGCUUUGAGAGCCACGCAGCGUAUUGGCAGAGUUUUCCAGUUCAGCAAGUGCCUAACCAACAGCACGAGGAGUAGAACCGGGGACUUAGAUGUGUGUCAAGCGAGAUUAUUUAGCACAACACAUUUAAACUAUGGGCGAAAAUAUACUGAUAAGCACGAGUGGCUUGAAAUGGAUGGUAAAGUUGGCACGGUUGGAAUUUCUCACUAUGCUCAGGAUGCCUUGGGUGAUGUUGUUUACGCUCAGCUUCCAGAUGUUGGUCAAGAUGUAACACAAAAAGAGGAAUGCGGAGCCUUGGAAAGUGUUAAAGCUGCUUCAGAAUUAUACAGUCCAGUAACAGGAAAGGUUGUGGAAAAGAAUACUGCAGUUGAAGACAAACCCGGUCUUAUUAACAUGUCCUGUUAUGAGAAAGGUUGGUUAUUUAAGGUCGAGUUAAGUAAGCCACAGGAGGUAGAUGAGCUCAUGGAUGAAGAUCAGUAUCAACAAUUCCUCAAGAAUCAUGAAUAGUGUUUGGAGAAGCUUCAAUAGAUUACUGAUGGAAACAGUGGUGCUGAAACUUUCCUUCAGGCUUCUAGAAGAGCAGAUUGCACUAAUAUGUGGCAUUGUAAAUAUGAAACAACCAUCUGAAUAGAGGGGAAAAAGAAAAUCAAUUUGAUUGUAUCAGUGGGUUUCCUCAUCUGGGAGAAGCUCACUUUUAAACUAGUCAUAUUAUUUAACUCAUUGUAUGAAGAAUAUCAGGACUUAGUGAUUAAAAUGAAAGGUUUCUAUAUUCUUAA
Molecule: messenger RNA, 931 nt
Organism: Thrips palmi
Lineage: Eukaryota; Metazoa; Arthropoda; Insecta; Thysanoptera; Thripidae
Gene: ppl
Product: glycine cleavage system H protein, mitochondrial
Exons: 5
Coding region: 33-662 (209 amino acids)
Biological process (GO): glycine decarboxylation via glycine cleavage system; protein lipoylation
Cellular component (GO): glycine cleavage complex; cytoplasm; mitochondrion
Source: RefSeq, a predicted model, not a curated record